Molecule: messenger RNA, 984 nt
Organism: Bipolaris oryzae ATCC 44560
Lineage: Eukaryota; Fungi; Ascomycota; Dothideomycetes; Pleosporales; Pleosporaceae
Exons: 2
Coding region: 1-984 (327 amino acids)
Source: RefSeq, a predicted model, not a curated record
AUGCCCGGUGCUAUUUCCUGCGACGCGCCUGCAGAGGGCAUUUGUGGGAUUUAUCAUAUUACGCAUCCGCGCUCGGCGUCGAAUCUGUUCCAGAAGAUGAUGGGUCAACAGCCGGGGUUCCAGUACUCGAGUUAUAAGUUGUUCGGAGCGGGGUUUGGGGCGUUGACGCAGUUGCAGAGGGGGCCGUUGGGGAGUUGGCCGGAGGAGGAUCGAGAGAAGUUGUUUGGGGUGUUUGAGGCGGGGUUUGAGGGGAUGAUAGAGGAGGUUGAGGGGGCGGUGGGGAGUGGUAAAAAGGUGUUUAUGAAAGAACAUGCAGUCUUUCUCUCCGCCGCCGAUAAACUCCUAGGCCGCAUCUACAAAGACGACAAUGUCGCCCCCUUGGUCCUACACGAGCGCGGUGUCGCACCCAGCAAGUCGUCUCACACGAAUCCGACUUCGCUGCCCGAUAGUUUUCUGUUGAAGUUCCAGCCGAUCUUCCAAAUCAGAAAUCCAAUCCUCAUGUUCCCCUCGCUUGUCCGCGCACAAAUGGACGUCAAAGUAGCGGGUCGACCCCGCGACCCCAUCUGUCAAAUCAUGCUCCAGCUGCGCGACUCUCGCACUUUAUACGAUUGGUACGCUGCGCAAACUACACACACAGGAAUCACCCCUCGUGUCAUCGAUGCCGACGACGUCAUGAACGAUGCAGCCUCCAUGCGCAAACUCUGCUUACAAACAGGUCUCGAUCCCGAUGCCAUUGUGUAUGAGUGGGAGGAGCGUGUAGUAGAGGACCCAAUGCAAGCCAGGUUUUUGUCUACACUAGCGAAGAGUAAGGGGGUUGUGAAGGGUUUGGAUGCCAAGGGCAAGAGUGUGGAGGGUGAGAUGGAGAAGUGGGUUGAGGAGUUUGGGAGGGAGGAUGCGGAGGAGUUGGCAAGGUCGGUAGAGAAGGCUAUGGGGGACUAUGAGUAUAUGUACAGUAGGAGGACGGUCGCGGGGGAGACGGAGUAA